Molecule: messenger RNA, 1061 nt
Organism: Varanus komodoensis (Komodo dragon)
Lineage: Eukaryota; Metazoa; Chordata; Lepidosauria; Squamata; Varanidae
Gene: C1QC
Product: complement C1q C chain
Exons: 3
Coding region: 66-899 (277 amino acids)
Molecular function (GO): protein binding
Source: RefSeq, a predicted model, not a curated record
GGCAGAGAAGGGGUGGGCCAGUUCCUGAUUCUCCCAGGCCACCAACUUCCCCAUCGGGGCUGGAGAUGUUGCAAGGAGGAUCCCUGGAGCCCAAAGCAGCUUGCCCUGCCGCUUCCUCACCACGCCGAGAGUCCAGCAGAUUCUGCACGAGGGCAAAGAUGGACUCUGCCUCAAGAAAGCUCCUGAGCUGGGGAUUCAUCCUCAUUUUUCUGGUUCUGAUGGAUUCAUCUCCUCAAGCUGCUUCUGCCCAGGUGUGCUAUGGAGCUCCAGGACUGCCAGGUGUGCCAGGUCCCCCAGGCAAGGAUGGGAGAGAUGGACAUAAAGGAUCCAAGGGAGAGCCAGGCAUUCCAGUCAUUCCUGGAAGCCAAGGUCCCAAGGGGGUGGCAGGAGAACCUGGCCCCGCAGGAUUUCCAGGGAAGAAUGGCCCAAGAGGCCCUGAUGGACCUCCAGGAGACCCUGGCCUGAAGGGUGAGAUGGGCGAGCCAGGGGAGCCAGGUGGCUACAAGCACAAGCAUCAGGCGGCUUUCACCGUGAUGAGGCAAACGGGUGAGUAUCCCGAAAAGAAUGCCCCCGUCAUCUUCAGGAAAGUCGUCACCAACAUCAACAAUGACUAUGACAUCAACACCGGCAAGUUCACCUGCCGCAUCCCUGGCGUCUACUACUUCACCUUCCACACCUCCCAGACAGCCAACCUCUGUGUCAACAUGUACAAGAACCGGGACAGGGUGGCCAGCUUCUGUGACCACAUGUCCAACACCAAGCAAGUCAGUUCAGGGGGCAUCUUGCUUCAGAUGCAGAUGGGCCACCAAGUGUGGCUGACAGUCAAUGACUACAACGGCAUGGUGGGGAUUGGUGGCUCUGACAGUGUCUUCUCAGGCUUCCUCCUCUUCCCUGACUAGAUCCCUCUCACACUUUCUGGAGUAGCUCAGCAAGAGCUUCGCGAAGAUUCAAGCAUCCAGUGCCUGCCCUUCGUGUAACUGCUUUCUUAGUAUUCCUUUUCUGUUGUUCCCCAGAUGAUUCCAAGUGUUGUUAAAAAUGCUCAAUAAACCUGUUCAUUGCCA